Messenger RNA from Oncorhynchus masou masou (cherry salmon), 2264 nucleotides. It is a transcript of the gene atad1b, whose product is annotated as ATPase family AAA domain containing 1b. Bases 108 to 1205 code for a protein of 365 amino acids. Lineage: Eukaryota; Metazoa; Chordata; Actinopteri; Salmoniformes; Salmonidae. Gene Ontology annotation, molecular function: ATP hydrolysis activity; ATP binding. Gene Ontology annotation, biological process: extraction of mislocalized protein from mitochondrial outer membrane. Gene Ontology annotation, cellular component: mitochondrial outer membrane. The transcript is spliced from 10 exons. The record is from RefSeq and is a predicted model, not a curated record.
AAGUGAAACUACUAUCUAGCUAGUCUUUUGACAGUUUCGAUUAUUGUCAAACAUUUUUAGAUAUAGACUUAAAAUAACACCAAUUCCAUCAUCAGUCAUCUAAGAAGAUGGUGUUGAAGGAGAUUCCAACUGAAAGUAUUUCCCAGCCCUUGGGCCGGAAUGAAGUCCUUGGUUUACUCUUCCGACUGACCAUAUUUGGUGCAGUCACUUACUUCACCAUAAAGUGGAUGGUUGAUGCCAUUGAUCCCACAAGGAAACAGAAAAUGGAAGCACAGAAACAGGCAGAGAAACUCAUGAAGCAGAUCGGUGUGCAGAAUGUCAAGCUCUCAGAGUAUGAGAUGAGCAUUGCAGCACAUCUGGUGGACCCGUUGACCAUGCAGAUCACAUGGAGUGAUAUUGCUGGCCUAGAUGAAGUCAUCACUGAGCUGAAAGACACUGUCAUACUUCCCAUCCAGAAGAGACACCUGUUCAAGGGAUCCAGACUGCUUCAGCCACCAAAAGGUGUGCUGCUGUAUGGACCACCUGGCUGUGGGAAGACGCUGAUCGCCAAAGCAACUGCCAAAGUUGCUGGUUUCCGCUUCAUCAACCUGCAGCCUUCCACCCUCACAGACAAGUGGUAUGGAGAGUCCCAGAAACUGGCUUCUGCCGUCUUCUCUCUAGCCAUUAAGCUCCAGCCUUCAAUCAUCUUCAUAGAUGAGAUUGACUCUUUCCUGAGAAGCCGUUCCAGCUCUGACCACGAGGCCACAGCUAUGAUGAAGGCUCAGUUCAUGAGCUUGUGGGAUGGGCUUGAGACGGACUACAACUGCCAGGUCAUCAUUAUGGGGGCCACUAACCGUCCACAGGAUCUCGACUCCGCCAUUCUGAGGAGAAUGCCCACAAGAUUUCACAUAAAUCAGCCUAAUUGCAUGCAGAGGGAAGAAAUCUUGAAACUCAUAUUGAAAAAUGAAAAUGUGGAUCCCGCUGUUGACUUUGUUGACAUGGCGAAGGAGACUGAUGGAUUCUCAGGAAGUGAUCUCCGAGAGAUGUGUCGGGAUGCUGCUCUGUUAUGCGUGCGGGAUUUUGUCCAUAACACCCAUGCCGAUGAAAGGAUCCAGGAUCAAAUCCGGUCCAUCAAUCAGGACGACAUGCAGACUGCCAGGCAGAAGAUGAGGAAGUCGAAGUCGGCAGACGGACAGACGGUUCUGAUUCAUUCUACUCUGGAUUGAGUCUUGACAUGCAAAGGAGAACUAUUAAGCGCCUGGAUAUGCUUUCCUUAUUAUUUUCUAUGUAUGUAGAGUACUUACUGGUGGUCUAUCAUAACAUCACUUUGUAAUGUCUUAGCUCACUUGUUAUUUUAAGAACAUUUAGUUCAAUGCAUUGACAUGAAAUAUUUCUGUCAAAAUUCUAUUUGUUAUGUGGAAGUUAGGCGUUACGUGAUACUUGUGUUGGCAUUAGUGUCUUAUGUAUCUGGCCAACCAAGGUCUCACUGAAACUGGCUCUGAGACUGCAAAGUAUGGGCACAGCCAUGGAUCCUUUCAGGUUUGAUAGGACAUAAUUGCCUCCCGAUUACUUAUGACACAAAGCAAUAUUGACUUAGCCUUGGGCUUUUAUCUGAACAUCACGUUGCUUCUUUUGGUACUGUAUGUUUUUUUUUUAUCUAGGAAAGCAGUUUAUCGAACUAGUGUAAUAUCGGUAAUAAAAUUUGCCACUUAUAGUUGGCAUCGUUCAACUCUGAGCUAGUUGUACAAUUGAGUGGUUCUCAGAAUUAUGAAUUAGAUCAGAAGUUAUCAUGCAUGAUAAAAUAUUUCAGAACAAUUCAACGCCUAUUUGAAAGUGAAUUAUCGCUGGAUGUUGUGAAGAGAGCAUGGUAUCAGAUGCAGAGACAUGGCCUUUUUCAAACUUCAAUAUAUCAGGAAACCUGCAUUGUGCUUUUAUGCCCUGGUCUUCAGCCCAGUGUUAAUUUACAGUAGAAUCUAAUAACUGCUUGUGGUGAUCGUCAUGUCUUUAUAGUUUGUUUAUCCCUUGUGAUGACCAGGAUGCUUAAAUGGUUGGUUGAAUAUUUCUACAUGACAAACUUCCCGUAUCUACCACAUGUGUGAUUGCCAAUUCAGUUGACUUGAAUGACAAGUUUUCUAUGGACAUUUUGUUUUUUUUGGAAAUUGUAAUUUUAAUUAUUGAACUUUGGUUUAGGUAAAAUGCUUGCUUUGCUUUUUAUAUUGACUAAUUUUUAGAAUUAGUUUUACCCUGAAUUCUGGUGUCUGCUAAAAUAAAUUACACCAAUAUUG